UUUUCACUUCCAGCUGUUUUCCUUCUACAUGAUGUGAUUUAUCGCAGUUACAUUUUAUCAGUUGUUUUAGUACAUUUUAUGGGAUCUAUUCUUAGACAAAAGUGGCAAAUUUAUUGAAACUAACAUGGCAACUUUUACUCGAACAUGAUGUCACCUUCAUUGUGACAUAGAUGGCAACUACAUUCAAUUACACAUGACAACUACAACUCAAUUUAUUAUAAAACGGGCACCAACUUGUCUUCGACGUGGUUUUAGAUGAUCAAAGGUUUCUUGUUCAUUCAUCUAAUUUUUAUGGCAAGUUCACUGCAUAGCACAUGGCAACUGUAACCAUAUCUUUUCCAUGUUAAGCCCCCUUCUUUUGUUGCGGAUCAUGUUCCCCAUAUUCCAAUCCCUUGCACCAAAUAAUCUAGUUGAUAAGUGUGGUCACCACCACACCACAUGCACUGACCUCAAGCACCAACGGUUCGAGGUGCUUGAAUCACUUCGUUCAGGAGAUGAUACCAUCCUCACUUCCCAUGUUGAUUUCUUUAUCAACAUCCUCAAAGAAACAUGGAACCGUCAUCACGGAAGCUCAAAUGUCCAGAGCAGUCACUUCCCAAUCGAGUAUGUCUUGACCACCAAGCAAGGCAACGGGUAUGAUUGUGGCUAUCACAUGUUGGAAUACCUUGCAAAGUGGCAAGGAAUAAAGGUUCCUUCCAUCAGAAAAGCAUGUGUAGCUGAGCUCCAUAAAAUCUUGACGUGGAACUGGGUGACGAAUGGAGAUUUCAACAAGCGGCCUUCACCAUGGGAUUUCAUUGAGGAAGCUGUCAAACCCGCCCGCAAGAAGUACAAGUGAUCACGUGGUGGUUGAUCCCCCCGACUACUUUACAUUUUGUGCCGGAUGAAUGUAAGGUAUCGUCCGCUCUUCGAAAACCAUGUACAUGUGCUAUGUUUUGUCUUUUGAUGUAACCGUACUUUUUAGCGAUGGCUUUUGUGCCCCGUUUUAUCAUGUAAUAUAAGUGUGCAACUGAAUCUGUUUAGGUAUAACAACCAGUAUCUUAUGGUUUA
Molecule: messenger RNA, 1047 nt
Organism: Hordeum vulgare subsp. vulgare (domesticated barley)
Lineage: Eukaryota; Viridiplantae; Streptophyta; Magnoliopsida; Poales; Poaceae
Exons: 2
Coding region: 341-835 (164 amino acids)
Biological process (GO): proteolysis
Molecular function (GO): cysteine-type peptidase activity
Source: RefSeq, a predicted model, not a curated record